Hibiscus syriacus is the source of this 3531-nucleotide messenger RNA. RefSeq lists its product as uncharacterized. NCBI's taxonomy places the organism in Eukaryota, Viridiplantae, Streptophyta, Magnoliopsida, Malvales, Malvaceae. The record is from RefSeq and is a predicted model, not a curated record. The transcript is spliced from 6 exons. The coding region runs from base 46 to 3354 and encodes 1102 amino acids.
CCCCUUUUUUAUGUUUUAAGUCGCCCCUUCCCUCUGAAAAACUAAAUGGAAAAGCCGGAUUCCGCCUCCGGUUGCGGUUGUGCGGAUGUAUACAACACUGUUUUCAUUGACACCAGCCUCGACACGCACCUGGCCAUGAUCGUCUCCGACUCCGACACUGUUUCUGAUCUUAAAAAAAAGAUAAUGUAUGAACAUCCGUUGUGCUUUCCAAAUAUUGGUGAGAUAAAGAUUCAUGCACUAAAGGUAAAGCGCAGAGGAUAUCUUUAUCACCUUUCGGAUUCCAUGUUUCUGAAGAGUGCGUUUGGUGGAGUGAUAAAAAAUUGGUUUCUAUCGGUAGAUGCCUCAAUUGUCGAAGAGCAUAGAGAAAAUCAUAAUUACAUUGAGUAUGAUACCAACAAUGUUGUAACCUGCUUCGGUACCGGAAUUAAUAAUUCUUCUGCUGAUGUGGUUGAUAUUCUCCCAGGUGAUAUGGCCAUUAGAUUGGCCAACGCCAACGAUGCAUCAUUGCCCCAAGAUCAAGACGACUGUUGUGCAAAACAGAAUUCUGCAUCUCAACAGUUUGGUUUUAGCAAUUCCAUCAAAGAAAAUUCCGAAGGUUUGCAUAAGGAAGCUGAACAUACAUCUGAUAGUGAUUCUCAGGUUUCUUUCCCUGCUACCAAUAAGGGGUCAAUGCCGAUGGUACACUCGAAAGAUGUUGGAGAAGACAAAAUAUAUGAAGAUCUGCCAGUUUCUGUGGCUACAAAGCUGAAAACAAAAAAGAGAAAAAAAGAUGCCAUCCACCAUGAUUUGAAGGAAAAUGGUGCUUUAGUUGUCAGGUCUGUGAAAGAUGCAUCGGAUUCGGGCAAUGUUCUCAAGGAAAAUUCAUUUCAGAAUGAUGGGAUGUUGGGAAACCAACUUCAGGUUGAUGAAACCGUUGGAAGUUUAUCUUCUGAUGGAAAUAAGAUGUUAGUCACUAGGAAAAGGACGGGUGAUGAGGGAACAAAGGUUUCAGGAGAACAAUCUGAAUUGGAAACUAAAGAACAUAAAGAUGUUUCUCACAAUGACCGGGAAUACGAGUCCAAAGAAAAUACCCUACAAACUGGGCCUGCAUCAAAGAAAAAGCGUAAAGCCGGGAGGAAAGAUGGUAAUGAAAUUUCUUUAAUAGAACAUGGAGAAAAAUCCACUGGUUCUGAUACUGCAAUCUCUGAGUGCACUUUAGGUCAAAAACUGGGAAAUACUAGUUCUGUCUUUGACCACUUGAACACUGAAUCAUUGAAACAAAACCGUUUGUCAACUGCCGAUGCAAGUGGUGGGAGUAAGAAAAGGAAAAGGCAAAGAUUGAAUCCUGGUUUAGCAGGUAAUGAAGUCUCUUCUGCAAAAGAUGUUAAUGUGGCCAAAGACAAAGAUUCAGUUGGUAAAACUGAUCCAGAUUCUUUUCUUGGUAAACGUUCUAUGGGUGGAGUAAUAUCUGAACCUUGUUUGUUCUCUCCAAGUGAAAGGCAAGAUGUUAGUGAAACAAAUAAAGUGGCCCACACUGGUGGUGACAGUGAUAUGGAUGAAACAAAUGAUUGCAACUCGGAAAGCAAAAAAAAUGAAGCACCCGAACCGGAUGUUGCAUCAGUAAUAAAGACAAGAGAUUUAUAUGAUCAGAAUUCCAAUCAUGUGGAUGGCCAUUUUACACCUUUGUUUCGAGAGGGAAUUAAUUUUCAGAAAGCAUUUGGGGUAUCAGGGGAUGAAAAUCAGAUUGGUACCUUGGAAGAGAAAAUUGUGGAACCUAAGAAGUCUUCCAGGAAAGUGAAGAAGUCCAAGAAGAAUAAGGGUCCUGUUGGAGUAACAGAGGCAGUAGAUGCAGUACAUAAUAGUGUUCCUGCAAGCGGUAUAUCUCCUGUCGAGUGUCCUACUAUUGUGACUGAUGAGCAUUUGUGUGAUAAUGAUGAGCAAGCCUGCAAAACUGAUGGAAAAGAGGAAUCAGAAAUGGAAAAACCAGACUGUUCGCCUUCAGUUACAGAUGUGAAAGCUGAUGAUGUGAUUCAAGAUGUGCUGGAGUCCUUGAAGCGAUGCAACAAUACCCCAGAAAAUGCAGAAAAUACGGACAAGAAAUUGCGGAAGAAAACUAAGAAUAAAAGUUCUACCGUGAUGGCCCCUCCAGAAUUGCCAGGAAAAGGUUAUGUUGAUCACCGGGAUCCAACAUUUCUGGCUCAUAAUGUGACUGAGUUGAAUGCCUCGUCUAAAUCCACAAGGAAGACUGUAAACGGUGAUUCUGUGCAAUUGAAUGGAACAAAUUUGGGAUCUAACCAAAUUACACUUGAACGGAAACAUGAUGGAAGGUCUAUUCAAGAUGUCAGUGUAGAUCACACUAAAAGCACUCGUGUAGAGAAAUCUAAUAACAACAAAGAAGUUCCUCGUGGAAGUGAAACGGCCAAAAGCCAACAGCAUUGUGAAACUGUUGAUUCUGGUGAAAUAAUCAUUGAUAAGGCUGCCCAAAAUACAGGAGUGGAAACUGCAGUGAAAGGAAAAAGGAGGAAGAACUCUAAACCUGAGUUACGACCUUCGGAGAUAUUAAAUGUGGAUCAAGACAAGGAAGUAAAAAUGCCAGCUGCCAAAGCCAGCUCCAUCCAAUCUCAAAGAUUAUCAUCAAAGGUUGAACCUAGUAGCUCCAACUUUAAAUCAAGUAAACCACUCUUGAUCAUUCCUGAAAUUGCGGUGAAAGGACCUCCACAGUCUAAGAAAUCUGAAAAAUUCAAUUCCACUCCUAAUAAUGCUCAAAGGCCCAUUGAUGUCAAUUCUUCAACGGUACAUACAGAAUUAAAGAAGAACGACCCUCGUGCUGUAUCAAGCUCUGCCUUUGAAACACCUAAAAAGACCAUUAAUUCAAAGAAAGGAGCCUUUGAAACACCUAAAAAGACCAUUAAUUCAAAGAAAGGAGGUAGUGAGCCGCAGUCUCAUCUGGAUAUUGCAAAAGCUACUGGAACUAAUAGCAGGAAAGUUGCUAACAUCUUAGCAAAUAAGAAGAGCUUAUUGGCUACUACUGGUACUAUAUUUAGGCAUGAUGAUAAAGAGAGUUCUGAUGAUGAAGAUGGAGUAGGCAACUCGGAUUCCAGCACCAGAAAUCCAUCCGAUAGUUCAUCAUCAUCUGAAUAUUCAAGCAAUAGUAUAGCGAAGGGCAGUUCCCCACAAAAUGGAUCUUAUGACUCUGAAGUCGAAGAAGCUGGUGGAAGAAAGAAACAAAAUCCAGGAUCUUCUAGCCCAAAGAGCAUGUCAUUGCAUGCAAUCCUUCGGAAUUCAAGCAGUUACAAGAAGGCUAAACUGACAGCCUCUCAAGACAUUGAUAGCCAGCCUGAAGAAUUUGUUCUAGACAGUCAGGCGGCAACAUAAUUUACGUUUUCGUUUUCCAAAUGUUCAUUUUGCCGUUCAUCCGUUAUGGGUUGUCGUUUUGUCAGGUCCGGUGAGGGAUCGGUUGCAACCCCAUGCUUUUAUCGGUUUUGUUUACAAUGGAAGUGAAUGUAAUCUGCUCCCAGUUUUCAGUUUUUACAAGAAAGUGUUCAAGUAUGA